AUGCCUUCGAGAAAAGGGGUUGAGGAGCUAGCUGGGGAGGAAGAAGAAAAUGAGGAAGAAGAGGAAGAUGAGGAGGAAAAAAGUGAGGAAGAGUUCGACGAGGAGCUUGAGGGUGAUCCAACUGUUGAGAGGCUACAGCUGUCUCGAGUUAUUGAGACAGAGCAGGAGGCCCGAGAGAGAGAGCAUCUUGAGGAGGCACGUACUUCCGCCCGGGCUGCUGGUAUUCCUGAGGAAGAGAUUGACACAUAUGUGGCCAUGCAGCAGUCCUAUGAGGCGAGCAGGAAGUCAAGGGGGGCCUCCCAACCCCCGAGGGCGGGUGAGGACAGUUCAUCCGCCCCCCCUCCAGCUGACACACCUUUUCCCCCGUCUGUGGGUCCUGAGAUAGUGACACCCGAGUCAGAGGCAACAAUCAAGGGUGAUACUGAGCUGACUCCAUUGAUAGUGCCUCCGUUGGAGGUCCUCCCUACUGAUCAAACACCAUCGGACGCCUGA
Molecule: messenger RNA, 492 nt
Organism: Lycium barbarum (goji berry)
Lineage: Eukaryota; Viridiplantae; Streptophyta; Magnoliopsida; Solanales; Solanaceae
Exons: 1
Coding region: 1-492 (163 amino acids)
Source: RefSeq, a predicted model, not a curated record